CAGUAUUUGGGUUACCUAGACUUGUAUUUGCUGUCCAAGUUCUCAAAAGAAAGAAGAAAGCAGAUUUAUAGCCUCAGUCAGCCAGGUGGUCACCCCCACAACUGGACCAGCCUAUGUACACAGUGCUUGACCAGUAUAGAUGCCUUGACCAGUGAAGUGAGGCAGCACAAUGAUAAUACAGUGGGCAAUGGGGCCCUCCCAUUAAGACAGCCCAGUGGAGAGAGAGCAACCAACAGAGAUAAAAGAAACUUUUUGGGUUUUAACCCUGCUAUGACUUCGAUACGGAAUCAUACUUCCCAUGUGUCACGAGAUUCGCCCUAUGGAAUAAUGGAUGUUACAAGUCCAUCAGUCAUAUACAGGGGACCACAGGUGAAUGGAUUUAAAAGUCCAGCUUCAGGUCCAGCUCCACUUCCCAAACAGCCAUCAAUAGCAGAUAAGAUAGCAGAAUAUAUCAAAAAGAGAAAAGCAGUCUCGUACUUUUUGAGUGAUUUUCCAGAGGCUAAAAGUCAAAGGCUGUUUGCUGAUUGCAAAGUUCAGAUUUGGGCAGUGGAAGCAUUGUCAUAUUUGGUCGCAUCUUCCUAUCAUGAAGAUACAUUUGGAGUUGUGCAGAAGUCCUUGCCUGCUAUCUUAACUUCUAUGCUUAGUUUACAAGAGUCAGUAGAAAAAUGCUUCAAGUUGUCAACAGGAGCCAGCCGCAGGGUGCUGAGGGGUCAGAAUGACCCAGAUGGCCUCCGGUUUGCCUUGAAAGCUUCAUUGAGGACAUGUCUGUACAGGGUGGUCAAUAAGUUUAAAGAUCAUUUAAGCAUAAUGCAGUUGCCCCCUGAUCAGACAAGAAAGCUGAAACAGUUUAUGGAGUACAAAGAGUGACACAGAAAAUGAAGAGGAUUACCUGUGAUGACUAAUCAUGAACUGUGGGAAUUGCUAUAAUUGAUGUGGACGUCUGGCUCCUAUGUUAGUUUGUUAUCUGUUCAGUUUUCUUAUGAAGGCAUGAAGUGGAACCAGUGGUUACUUUCCAAGGAAUACCAUACUUUAUUUUAUUUGUAGUACAGAUCCUUGUCAAUAGAAAAAGCACUACCAGAACUGACAAAGUAUCAAACAUGUCCAUUUAUCAUGUCAGAUACAAAACUGCUGCAUCUUGCAGGGAAAUGGGAGAAGUUCCCCGUUACUACAUUAUCAGCAAAUGGGUUUGUCAUCACCUGCAUGCACUCUUACUACCAGCAUACCUUGGAGCUAUAAGUACAUUAAGUUGCAUUUAACAGCAGCCAAUAACAAUGUUCAUAAUAUGAAGAAUUAAAAGGGCAGUUUUUGUUCCAUUUGAUACUUGCGAGUAAUAAAAUAUAAAAUGCUUCAAUAUAGUUGCUGUCUGGGUUAAUUGUUAAUUACAGUUGCAAUUCACAAAUAAGGUCUUGGUUCAAAUUUGUCGUACUUCUGGAAUAUUAGGAAGUAAAACUUAUCUGUCAGUAGGCCUACAUUAGCAAUUCACAAUGAGAGAGAUUUUGGAUGGAGACAUUCAUGUUGUAUAUUAUUUUUUAUCUCACGAUAUUGAUCUUAUCAACCUGGUUUGGGCCUCUUGUAAAUUUUUGGAUUUAAACCUGUGAUAACUAUUUUUUUUACAAUAUGGCAUCCUUUUCUAGGGCUAUGACCAAGACAAAUAUUUUGAAAAUAAAGAAGUCUUGUUACCAUUAA
Messenger RNA from Lingula anatina, 1686 nucleotides. Its product is annotated as nucleoporin NDC1-like. The record is from RefSeq and is a predicted model, not a curated record. Gene Ontology annotation, biological process: nuclear pore organization. Gene Ontology annotation, cellular component: nuclear pore transmembrane ring. Gene Ontology annotation, molecular function: protein-macromolecule adaptor activity. Lineage: Eukaryota; Metazoa; Brachiopoda; Lingulata; Lingulida; Lingulidae.